Molecule: messenger RNA, 4537 nt
Organism: Oncorhynchus nerka (sockeye salmon)
Lineage: Eukaryota; Metazoa; Chordata; Actinopteri; Salmoniformes; Salmonidae
Product: zinc finger protein 239-like
Exons: 3
Coding region: 287-1441 (384 amino acids)
Biological process (GO): regulation of transcription by RNA polymerase II
Molecular function (GO): RNA polymerase II cis-regulatory region sequence-specific DNA binding; DNA-binding transcription factor activity, RNA polymerase II-specific
Source: RefSeq, a predicted model, not a curated record
GAAGAACAACAAUGCCAGUCAAGGCGGAAGUUGCUACCUCGCAAGAUAGUAGCUGAAAAUAGUAGCUUGGAGCCAACUUUAAAUAUAUCCUAUUUUCAAUCUCUGAAAUGCAACAGCCACAUGACAACUUUGUUUGAAAGUCAUAAAGGAUUCUUAGCCAAAACUGACGAGAUAAAGCUAGCUAGCUACCUCAUUUUCCACGUGGAAAAAAAGGGAGGACAGGGACUUGCUAGCUACAUUAGCUUGCUAGCUAGCUGUCUAUUCUACAAGGAAUUUGCAGGACAACAUGAGUGGAGAGAAGGAAACAUUGCUGGAAGAAAUCGAACAGAGUUUACACCCUCUAACGGAGGAUAAUUUACGACACCUGUGUGAACGCUGUGGAAUAGAUGGCUCCCAAGUUAAAGGAAAGAACCAUCGCUCGUUGCGACGUAAAAUCAUGGAGGAAAUGUGGGAAAAUGCAGAUUCAGUCAAAUCGGAGGAGCAGGGAAUGUCUUGGUUACUCCGACUGAAAGAUGACAUCAGAAAAAUACAGGAAGUAUCUAGCGUGGCGCCCAUGAGUCCCAGCCAGUCUGAUGAUGAUGAUGAUGAUGCUACAGACUGCGAUGAAGAAUGGAACGUGGAGGACAACGAUGGAGAUUCAGAUUCGAUGUCAAGUAGGAACAAUGGGGACAACCCUAACGGUCGCUCGCUCAGUGGGAGAGCCUUAUCAUCUGGGAAGGCUCCAGGGUUGAAAGUGAUCCAGCGACCUUACAGCUGUGAUGUAUGUGAGAAAAGUUUCCCACAUUUAGGAGACCUAAAAAGACACCAGAGAAUACACACAGGAGAGAAACCUUAUGGCUGUGAUCAAUGUGGGAAGAGUUUUCGUCAGCCAGGGCAACUGACGAAACACAAGCUAACACACACUGGAGAGAAAUCUUAUCGCUGUGAUCAAUGUGGGAAGAGUUUUGCUCGAGCUGAUACCAGGACUGAACACAAGCGAACACACACAGGAAGGAAAUCUUAUGUCUGUGAUCAAUGUGGGAAGGGUUUCACUACCUUAGGAGCACUGACUAUACACCAGAGAAUACACACAGGAGAGAAACCAUAUGUCUGCGCUGUAUGUGAAAAGAGUUUUCGUCAGUCAGGACAACUGACUAUACACAUGCGAACACACACGGGAGAGAAACCAUAUAACUGUGAUCAAUGUGAGAAGAGUUUUGCCGAAGCUGGUUCCCUGACUGAACACAGACGAACACAUACAGGAGAGAAACCAUAUGUCUGUGAUCAAUGUGGGAAGAGUUUCACUACCUUAGGAACACUGACUAUACACCAGAGAAUUCACACAGGAGAGAAACCUUUUGUUUGUGCUAUAUGUGGAAAGAGUUUCCGUCAAACGGUACAACUGACAAGGCACAAGAGAACACACGCGGGAGAGAAAUCUUACAGAAGCUUUGAUCAAUGAGGGGAUUCGAUCAUCUCGCCUGGGUUGCACACAAACUCACAGUUGACGAUGCAUCAGCGAACACACACUGGAGAGAGACAUUACAGAUGUGUGGUCUGCUGUGAGUUUUUAGUUUAUUAGGAUCCCCAUUAGCUACAGGAUUUUGGAUCCCCAUUCUUCACGGUUUUGGUACCGUGAUGAAACUCAGUGGUGUGUCUGGUGGGGUAUCUGCAGUCUAUUCGGGAAAGUAUUCAGACCCCGGGGGAGAAGGACCUUGGUCAGGGCGGUGACCAAGAACGCAAUGGUCACUCUGACAGAGCUCCACAGUUCCUCUGUGGAGAUGGGAGAACCUUCUAGAAGGACAACCAUCUCUGCAGCACUCCACCAAUCAGGCCUUUAUGGUAGAGUGUCCAGACAGAAGCCACUCCUCAGUAAAAAGGCACAUGACAGCCCUCUUAGAGUUUGCCAAAAGGCACUUGAAGGACUCUUAGACUAUGAGAAAUCAGCAUCAUGCUUUGGGGAUGUUUUUCACCAGCAGGGACUGGGAGACUAGUCAGAUUCGAGGGAAAGAUGAACGGAGAAAAGUACAGAGAGAUCCUUGAUGAAAACCUGCUCAGGACCUCAGACUGGGGCGAUGGUUCACCUUCCAACAGGACAAUUACCCUAAGCAUACAGCCAAGAAGUGGCUUCGGGACAAGUCUCUGAAUGUCCUUGAGUGGCCCAGCCAGAGACCGGACUUGAACCCGAUCUAACAUCCCUGGAGAGACCUGAAAAUUGCUGUGCAGCGACGCACCCCAUCCAACCUGACCGAGCAUGAGAGGAUCUGCAGAGAAGAAUGGGGGAAAUUCUCCAAAUACAGGUUAGCGUCAUACCCAAGAAAACCCAAGGCUGUAAUCACUGCCAAAGGUGCUUCAACAAAGUACUGAUUAAAGGGUCUGAAUACUUAUGUAAAUGUGAUGUCAUUUUAUUUUAUUUGUAUAAAUUUGCAACAAUUUUGGAGAGAAAAGAAUCAGAUUUUUUCUUUGUUUGUCAUUAUGGGGUAUUGUGAUGUCAUUACUAUUGUGAUGUCAUUACGGGGUAUUGUGAUGUCAUUACGGGGUAUUGUGAUGUCAUUAUGGGGUAUUGUGAUGUCAUUAUGGGGUAUUGUGUGUAGAUUGAUGAUGGAAAUCAAUUGAAUCCAUUUUAGAAUAAGGCUGUAACGUAACAGAAUGUGGGAAUAAAUCAAGGGGUCUGAAUACGUUCUGAAGGCCCUUUGUCUGUUCUGAAGUGUAUACAAAUACAUUAAACAAGUGGUUCGGGAAUUAACACACAUAUUUCUUAAGACAAGACGUAGUCCAUUUCUCCUCAACCCUCAACCAUAAAGACUAUCAUCCAUGUUGUUGAUGUUAGUUAUAUGUGUGUAGUUAAAGGGCAAGACGUGCUGUUUUGUUUUGAGACAGCUUUGCUAGGUCUUUCUUUUCUGCACCUGACCAUAUUACCAGACAGUCCUCAAGAUGGGACAAGACCAGAGUCUGAACAACUAGUACAGUUGAUCUUUGCAUCAGAAACACAGAACAUAUUUUUUAUAACAGACAAUAUCCAUCCCCAUCUUCACAAUAACCUAGUCAACAACUUAGUCUAACAGUUGACCUUGACAACUUCACCUCAUCUUCACAACAACUUAGUCAAUAUGACCUGACCAUGUUAACUACACCUCAUCUAAACAACUUAGUCAAUAUGACGAGACCAUGUUAACUACACCUCAUCUAAACAACUUAGUCAAUAUGACCUGACCAUGAUAACUUCACCUCAUCUAAACAACUUAGUCAAUAUGACCUGCCAUGAUAUUCACACUCCAUCUUCACAUGCACAACCCCAGGUGAGGUUUAGGUCUAAGAGAUGGUUGGAACCAAAUACAAUAUGGCCUGACCAUGAUAUUCACACCCCAUCUUCACAUGCACAACCCCAGGUGAGGUUUAGGUCUAAGAGAUGGUUGGAACCAAAUACAAUAUGGCCUGACCAUGAUAUUCACACCCCAUCUUCACAUGCACAACCCCAGGUGAGGUUUAGGUCUAAGAGAUGGUUGGAACCAAAUACAAUAUGGCCUGACCAUGAUAUUCACACCCCAUCUUCACAUGCACAACCCCAGGUGAGGUUUAGGUCUAAGAGAAUGGUUGGAACCAAAUACAAUAUGACCUGACCAUGAUAUUCACACCACAUCUUCACAUGCACAACCCCAGGUGAGGUUUAGGUCUAAGAGAAUGGUUGGAACCAAAUACAAUAUGACCUGGCCAUGAUAUUCACACUCCAUCUUCACAUGCACAACCCCAGGUGAGGUUUAGGUCUAAGAGAAUGGUUGGAACCAAAUACAAUAUGGCCUGACCAUGAUAUUCACACCCCAUCUUCACAUGCACAACCCCAGGUGAGGUUUAGGUCUAAGAGAUGGUUGGAACCAAAUACAAUAUGGCCUGACCAUGAUAUUCACACCCCAUCUUCACAUGCACAACCCCAGGUGAGGUUUAGGUCUAAGAGAUGGUUGGAACCAAAUACAAUAUGACCUGACCAUGAUAUUCACACCCCAUCUUCACAUGCACAACCCCAGGUGAGGUUUAGGUCUAAGAGAUGGUUGGAACCAAAUACAAUAUGCUUUUAGAUGUAUUUACGCCCAGUUUAUUCUGUAAGUCAUUUUGCUAAGAGUCUCCGUGAGCUCCCUGGCUGUAGGUGCUGAUGUAUAGAGUCUGCAGUCAUCAGCAUACAUAGUCAUUUUAGCUUCUUGUAAGACAAAUGGCAAAUCCUUUGUAAAAAUAGAGAAGAGUAAGGUGUGUUGGUUUGACAGCAUGUUGAGGGGUUCACACUCUGUGGGGUUAUAUUUACUUUACCACCUACUGUUUGUGCUUUCAUAAGAUGGCUGAGAGACCGUCAAUUAAAAUGUUAUAAUGUAGAAUGUUUUGCCAAUGUUAUAGGUAGAGUUCUCAUGUUGGAAUUCAAUGUUAUAAGUAGAGUUUUCAUGUUGUAAUUCAAUAGGUAGAGUUAAUGUUUUAAUUCAAUGUAAUUAAAAUUGAACGCAUAUGUGCUUGUAGUUAAUACAUGCCAAUGUAUUUCUGUUUUUAAUGAGAAUAAAUACGAAGCUCCAAUGAA